AUGACUAUCCUCAUUGAGCAGCCCGAUCAUCAGCUUGGGUCACAAAUGGAGGAGAAGAAGCUUUGUUCUGAAACCAAUGAAACCUGUGAACUGGUUUUGGAUGGUGGGUUUGUGGUGCCCAAAGACAUCUCCAAAAAUGACGGAUGUGUGACACAAAAAAUUGCAGCAUCAAAUGAUGCCUUCAUUGCCCCUGAAAUUAACUCAUUUGGCCAGUCAUUCAGGGAUUACAAUGCAGAAAGUGAGAGGCAGAAAUCUGUGGAGGAAUUCUACAAGUCGAACCACAUCAAUCAAACAUUCGAUUUCGUGAAGAAGAUGAGGGAGGAGUAUAGCAAGUUGAACAGAGUGGAAAUGAGCAUAUGGGAAUGUUGUGAGCUCCUCAAUGAGGUUGUGGAUGACAGUGACCCUGACUUGGAUGAACCCCAAAUUGAGCAUUUGUUGCAAACAGCUGAAGCCAUCAGAAAAGACUAUCCUAAUGAAGAUUGGUUGCAUUUGACUGCCCUUAUUCAUGAUCUUGGAAAAGUGCUUCUUCUUCCUAGCUUUGGAGAACUUCCUCAAUGGGCUGUUGUUGGAGACACACAUCCUCUUGGGUGCGCUUUUGAUGAAUCCAUUGUUCACCACAAGUAUUUCAAGGAAAAUCCGGACUACAACAAUGCUUCCUUUAACACUAAAUAUGGGAUUUACUCAGAAGGAUGUGGACUGGACAAUGUCAUGAUAUCUUGGGGUCAUGAUGACUACAUGUACUUGGUGGCUAAGGAAAAUGGAACAACUUUGCCUCAGGCUGGAUUGUUCAUCAUCCGGUAUCACUCGUUUUAUCCUUUACAUAGGGCAGGGGCUUAUAGACACCUUAUGAACAAGGAGGAUGAAGAGAAUCUAAAGUGGCUUCAAGUGUUCAACAAAUAUGACCUCUACAGCAAGAGCAAAGUACGAGUCAAUGUCGAAAAAGUGAAGCCAUAUUAUUUAUCCCUCAUUGAGAAGUAUUUCCCAGCAAAGCUGAGAUGGUGA
Molecule: messenger RNA, 1002 nt
Organism: Prunus armeniaca (apricot)
Lineage: Eukaryota; Viridiplantae; Streptophyta; Magnoliopsida; Rosales; Rosaceae
Source: the annotation of a GenBank genome assembly